This is a messenger RNA of Phyllopteryx taeniolatus (common seadragon), 1014 nucleotides long. RefSeq names its product F-box DNA helicase 1 (gene fbh1). Gene Ontology annotation, molecular function: protein binding. The transcript has 4 exons. Lineage: Eukaryota; Metazoa; Chordata; Actinopteri; Syngnathiformes; Syngnathidae. The record is from RefSeq and is a predicted model, not a curated record. Bases 150 to 860 code for a protein of 236 amino acids.
UUUCGUUUUGUCCGACCGCACAGUUCACAUACGUUCUGACAAAGUGAGGCGAUUCGUUAUUGAUUUGUGUUAUAAGUGCGUGCAGACCUUUCACUGUUACCUGAUAAUCAUACUAAAUUACUGUACAAGCUAAGCGACAUAAAGGAGAGAUGGAGGUGGCUGUAAAAGGGAGGGCCAAGAGGAAGCAUUUGAAUGCAGAAGACCUGGAAAAAAGUGAAGUGGUCCUUGAAGCCCUCACCAACCCCCCAAACAUCAGCAGAAGCCGGAGCAACCCUUCCAAACGAAACACAAGGACGACUAUUAAGAGACGGAAAUGUGCAUUAGUCACCUCCACAUGCACAGAAGGACUUCAUGGAGAGCGUGCACCCCAAGACGAGGACAGUUCGGAUGAGGACGAUGAGGACUUGUUGCCCUCAGGCCUCGAGAGGGAGGAGGAGCCUGAAAACAAGGACAUCGACUACUUUGACGGAAUAACGGCCGAGAUGUUCGAAGACGAGUUCGACGGCUCUGAGAAGAUGGUGCACGAAGAGCCGGCGGUGGAGGCCCUGCCCGAUGCCACCUACGGGCUCCUGGGCAGCAGUAAGGAGCUGCUGCAACCUCGGGGCCACAUUGACGACCUCCCGGAGGAGGUGCUGAGGCAGAUCCUCAGCCUCCUCCCUGCUCGAGACAUGUACAGGAGCGCCGGACUCGUGUGCCAUCGCUGGCGCAACAUGAUUGAGGAUGCCAAGUCGACUGGCGUGUCACUGUGCAAGAGGUGCGUGGGGACUCGCGUGGGCCCGAUCGCGCUCCUCAUGACCGACAGCGUGUUUUCCAUGGUUGAAGUUCCAGAUAGUUGCAUCCGGCCCAUCUCACCCUAUUAAUAUUCAUUAUUUUUUCUGUAACAGAAAUGGGCUUAUCAUUUUAAAUGAAGCACCUUUGCUGUUGUUAAUGGAGAACGUUUUAAACAAAAGCCCUGGUUUGAAGAAAAUUCUAAUUUUUUUUUCAGAUUUGAGGUGAAUAAAUGAAAGGAAAAAC